Oreochromis niloticus (Nile tilapia) is the source of this 5099-nucleotide messenger RNA. RefSeq names its product acyl-CoA synthetase short chain family member 3 (gene acss3). Bases 1307 to 3391 code for a protein of 694 amino acids. Gene Ontology annotation, cellular component: mitochondrial matrix. Gene Ontology annotation, molecular function: propionate-CoA ligase activity. Lineage: Eukaryota; Metazoa; Chordata; Actinopteri; Cichliformes; Cichlidae. The transcript is spliced from 16 exons. The record is from RefSeq and is a predicted model, not a curated record.
CUUUUGUCAGCUGGGAUAAAGAUUUCACUUUUUAUUCCCCCCACUUUUACUCAAAUGGUAACAAGUGUCAUAGAGGCAGCAGCUGCAAUCCAACUCAAGUUGGCCAUCUCUGCUGGAAACUAGUGCUGUGCCACAGUGCAAAUUUUGGUAUCCAUCUGAUACCAUGGGUUUUUUUUUGAGAUGUAAACAGCAAUGUAAAUGUUCCUGUCUCUAAAGGAUCCCCCUGUGUUUAAAUGUGCUGUAGGAGGCUAUAAAUAAAACAGAAGUCACAGUCAACACAAGAAGGUCCAGAUAUUUUUCAUAGCGCACGUUUGAGGUAUAUUUUUUUCAUUACCAAAAAUAAUCAAUGUAAAACAUCAGUGGACUACACACUAAACACAUAGGAUUUAAAGAAAGUAUCGAUCCUAUAAUGCUGAUAUCGUUCUGAUACCAAUAUCAGCGCCGAUAUCGAAACUAUCGUUGCAACACCUGUACUGGACAGCGCAAGCACUGCUCAGCACAUAUAAACAUAAACAGGUGAUCUGAAAUAUCAGAUGGAUGAGGUACUUAACGAGGGGCAAACUUCUUCAAGGGGUCAGCUGUAUUAUGGGUAUUUACCAGUGAUAGGGAAAGAAGUGCAUGAGGCGGCACAAUGUGAGAGGACAAAGAGCUGCUGCCGCUGCUCAUGUGCUGUGAUUGUAUUGGAAAAUCGGCUUAAUUUAAGAUGCAAAUAUUUUUAAGGUUUUUAAAUGACCCUACACGAGUAAUUAUUCCCAUAAAUGCCCACAAGCAAACAAAUGAAUGCACGCCAUGAUCAGUUUUAGCAGAUGUGGGGCUAUUUGCAUUUUUCCACUCAAGGAGGAGUAUUGAUAUUACCUCGAGGACAAUUAAAAAUUUAAUGAUGCUGGAAGUAAACAAAAGUAAAUAAAUAAAUAAGUAAAUCUGGUGGACAGGAGUUACUAUCAACAAUGUUCCUCUCUUCUUUGCACUGCACGGCAGAAUUAUUGCUUAAAGUCAGAAAAAUGUCUUGGGAUUAUUUUCCACCCAAAAUAGUUGGUUUAAGAAAGCUGCGGUGGAGCUUAUGUGUUGUGUAAUCACGCUGACUGCGUUUCAAAACUCCUCCUGCAGCAACUACAUCCAGUUCAUAGUUCACAGCCUUCCCUGAGGCGAUUGUUAAGAAUUUCUGCAGAAGUCCUCUCUGCCUUUAAGUGGGCCCGCAUGACGUCGCUCAGCGUUGAACUGUAGAAGCGGGCUCCAAAGCUGCACACAAAAACAAGAGGGACGCGGGAAAGCAGCGUGGAAGUUCAAAAAAACGCCCCCAGCAACAAUGCUUCUCAGGCUAAAACACUCAGUCCAGCGCCUGAAUAACGGCGCUCCUGUCCUGCGGGAGAAGACACUCGGGAGGUUUGCGUGGACUCUCUGUGCAGCAGCAAAGCGAAACGCAGGUGAAGCAUCUGGGAGUUUUAAGUCGCACUUCCCCACGAAGUGCUGCAGAAAGUAUGCGUCUGAUGCUGCGUACGGCCGAGUCUUCGCGGCGGCCAGGGACAACCCCGAGAAGUUUUGGGCUGACGUGGGGCGCGACAUAAACUGGUUUGAGCCGUGGAGUAAAACUCUACACGUUGAGGAUCCGGUGUUCCCAAACUGGUUUGUCGGCGGAAAGCUAAACAUGUGCUACAAUGCCGUGGAUCGACACGUGGAAAGCGGCCGUGGAGAGCAGCCUGCGAUCAUAUAUGACAGCCCGGUGACCGGAACUAAACAGAUCAUCACUUUCAGGGAACUUCAGGACCAGGUGUCCAGGUUAGCAGGAGUCUUGGUGAAGCAUGGGGUACAGAAAGGAGACCUUGUUGUCAUCUACAUGCCCAUGGUGCCACAGGCCAUGUUCACCAUGUUGGCCUGUGCACGGAUCGGUGCCCCACACAGCCUCAUUUUUGGCGGCUUCGCCUCUAAAGAGCUGUCUGUCCGCAUCAAUCACGCUAAGCCCAAGCUUUUGGUUACAGCCUCAUUUGGCAUCGAGCCAGGCAGAAGAGUGGAGUACAUCCCUCUGGUGAAGAAGGCCCUGGAGAUGAGCUCUCACAGGCCCACGAAGGUCCUCAUCUACAACAGGCCGAACAUGGAAAGGGUGUCGAUGAGUCGUGAGUUGAGCCUGGACUGGGAUGAAGAGAUGGCCACUGCUAGGCCACACGACUGUGCCUCUUUGCCCUCCAACCAUCCGUUGUAUGUACUCUAUACAUCUGGGACCACUGGGACGCCAAAGGGUGUUGUGCGAGACACUGCAGGCUAUGCUGUGAUGCUGAAAUGGACCAUGUCAAAUAUUUAUGGACUCAGUCCCGGAGAAGUUUGGUGGGCAGCUUCAGACCUAGGCUGGGUGGUUGGCCAUUCUUAUAUCUGCUAUGCUCCUUUGCUACACGGUAACGGCACUGUUCUCUAUGAGGGAAAACCUGUAGGGACUCCAGACUCCGGGGCCUUCUUCCGUGUCUUGUCUGAACAUGGAGUCUCUUCAAUGUUCACAGCGCCCACUGCUAUCCGUGCUAUCCGCCAGCAGGACCCCCAAGCUACAUGUGGAAAAAAAUAUCCACUGACCAGGUUGAGGUCAUUAUUCGUGGCAGGAGAGCGAUGUGAUGUGGAGACCCUGCAAUGGGCAAAAGGGAACUUUGGAGUUCCUGUUCUGGAUCACUGGUGGCAAACUGAAACUGGCUCAGCUAUUACUUCCAGUUGUAUCGGUCUGGGAAACUCACUCACGCCACCUGCAGGCCAAGCUGGCAAACCGGUUCCAGGUUACAAUGUCACAGUGAUCGAUGAUAACAUGCAGGAGGUGAAGCCAAGAAGCCUGGGAAAUAUUGUGGUGAGAUUGCCUUUACCACCUGGGGCGGCAUUGUCUUUAUGGCAGAAUCAAGAUCUGUUCAAGAAACUCUACUUCACAAAGUUUCCAGGAUUCUACGACACCAUGGAUGCUGGUUUUUUGGAUGAGGAGGGCUUCCUUUACGUCAUGUCCCGGUCUGAUGAUGUCAUCAACGUGGCAGGCCACAGGCUCUCUGCUGGAGCAUUGGAGGAGUCAGUGCUGCAGCACUCUGCGGUGGGAGACUGCGCUGUGGUAGGGCUCGAAGACUCUCUGAAGGGUCAUGUUCCUUUGGCUCUGUGCGUGCUCAAGAAUGGUGUGCAGAAAACAGAAGAGGAGAUCAUAAAUGAGAUUGUGAAACUUGUGAGAGACACCGUCGGUCCAGUGGCUGCCUUUAAGAAAGUGCUCUUUGUCCGCGGGUUGCCAAAGACACGUUCUGGAAAGAUUCCUCGCUCCGCUUUAUCCAAUCUGGUCAAUGGCAAGCCCUACAAGAUAUCUCCAACUAUUGAGGACCCAGAGGUGUUUAAAGACAUCGAGAAGCAAAUAGAGAGAGCGUCCACACACAGUGCAGCCUGAGUUCAUCAGUGGGACAACAACUGGACAGUCUGAGCAGUUUUUGGCAACACAAAAGUCACUCCAUUGGUAAUAAGUGUGCGAAAAUGCUCACGCUACGCACAAAGUGCUGCAAAUGUGAGCCAAAUUUCUCAGUGAAAUAAGAAAUUUUUCUUGUUUUCUAAAUUAAGAAAAGGCAGACAAAGGCGUCUAACCUUUGGAAACCAUUCCAGAUCCACACAAGUGGAUUCUUAUUUUGAAUGGAUCAUACAGUUCGAUCUAGAAAUGACUGAAUAAUCAUUUUCAUGAUUUUGGCUCUUUAGGCCAUCAGAGAAGGACUGUCAUGAAACAAUAGUAACGCAACUAAAGUGCAGACUUCUGUGUUUAAUGCAAGGGGGUGAACAAAAACGUCAUAUGAAACAUUUAGCAUUUGUUAAUGUAGUCACUUAAUGUUACUAACAAAAGCUAAAUCCAAAUGAAUGAACAGAUAAUUUAGUCAUAAAGUUUUUAUAUUCGUGGUGCUAACGUGGAAGAUGAAUUUAGCUGUCUCAAAGCCUGAGGGAAGAAAACUGGGCUCUGUCCAGACACUUUUACCGAUUUCACUAAUGGUUGCUAGUUGGGGGCCACUUUCUUAUCUUUAUGGGUCGUGUUGAUAAACCCAUUUCUGAACCUUUCAGUUUGUGAACAUCCCAUUAUGGGAUGUUGUUUGUCCUUGUUUUGAUUUUUGGAUACAUUUUGGCUGCAGAGUUGGCAUUUUGUGGUGCUUUUUCUCACAAAGGCAUCACAAAUCUCUUGUAACACGCAAUGAAUUGCGUGUUACAAGAGAUUUUUCUUUAUCAUGGAAGGCCUUUUAGCAUGUAACCUAGCUUAUGAGGUCAUUGUCUUAAAUCAACUCCCCCACUGUAUCUUUGUUUUUUGCAUCUUGAGCAUGGUGUUGCUCCUUUAUACGACAGAUUGAGGGUUCGCUGCAUCAGCAAAGUGCUGCACUUUCACCUGCUUAAUUGAUAAAAAUUCACACCUGUCCAUGAGCUCUUAAAACUUUUGUCCAAUUACCCUUGCGCACUUAAAAAAUAGGUGGCUACAUAUUAAAGUUCCCAAACAUUUGUUGAAUUUUUAUGUGAAUAACCCCAAAUUAAAACAGAGUCUGCACUUUAGAUCCAUAUUCAAAUGUAACUGUAUGAAUAUGUUUUGUUAAAAUGCUAAAAAAACAAAACAAAACUGAAAUUGUCCAACUAUAUCUGGACCUAACUGUAUGUGCGGGGUGUAACAAUUUUCCAAAAACAGGUCAGUUUUCAGGCCACAGCUUUGGGUUUAUACCUCAGUUUGUCUUUAAAAGGGGAGCAAUACCAUAAAAGGGGGGGAAAUAUUUUUUACUACAGAACAAAAAGUAAAUGACACACACACACAAAACAACAGCAACAAGAUCAGUGGUGUAAACAAGCCCCCUAUACUGCUACUAUAUGUAUAUGUAAUUUUUUUUUUUAAAAGUCCGUCCAAUUAACGCACAAUCAGGCUGUGAGAUCUAACUGAACAACUAACCCUGUGUUAUCAGAAUUAAAUUAUUAAUAUUCUGAUGAAGGUUAUUAUAGUUAAAACUACAACUAGAGGUGAAAAAAAAGUUGACUGAAAUUCAAAGCUAGACUUUUGAAAAAAUAAAAGCUGAAAUGAUUGUGAAAUUCAACUAAAAUAAAAACAUAAGACAUAGUUUUAAUAUUUGGUGGUUUAAAUUUAA